This is a messenger RNA of Leucoraja erinaceus (little skate), 587 nucleotides long. Its product is annotated as claudin-9-like. The annotation marks the transcript as partial. Gene Ontology annotation, biological process: bicellular tight junction assembly; cell adhesion. The transcript has a single exon. Lineage: Eukaryota; Metazoa; Chordata; Chondrichthyes; Rajiformes; Rajidae. The record is from RefSeq and is a predicted model, not a curated record. Gene Ontology annotation, molecular function: structural molecule activity. Gene Ontology annotation, cellular component: plasma membrane; bicellular tight junction.
CCUCCCUCCCUCCCUUCCAGCGCCAUGUCUCCGAAGCCGCCCCUGCUCCAGUGCUGGGGGCUAAUUCUGUCGCUGCUGGGCUGGCUGGGCGGGCUGGUCUGCUGCUCGUUGCCCUGGUGGAAGGAGAUCCUGUUCAGGGGGUCCGGCCUGCUGCUGAGGCACCGCUCGGUGGAAGGACUGUGGAUAACAUGCUCCCUGCCCGGGAAGGGCAAAGCAAACUGCCGACUUCACUCCGUCCCCGACGCCGACCUGCCGCUCGAUGUCAGAGCUUCCAGGGCGUUGACUCUGGCCUGCCUGGUCUCCGGGCUGCUGGGUCUUGUCCUCCAGAUCCUGGGCUCUCGCUGGUGUUCCUGUGUCUCGGGGAAUGGGACGAAGCGGCGGCUGGCGGCGGGCGGGAGCUGCCUCUGCGCCUUGGCCGGCUUGGCCUUACUCCUCGCCGUCUCCUGGCCGGCCUUUAUCCUGGCCACCGAGUUCGACCACCCGAUGAUCACCGAGUCCUUGGACGUGUCGCUGGGGGCUUGCAUCUACCUGGGAUGGGCGGCCGGGGGUGCCCUGCUGCUUGGGGGCGGCGCGGUGCUGGUGGGGAG